Messenger RNA from Galeopterus variegatus (Sunda flying lemur), 3549 nucleotides. RefSeq names its product calcium/calmodulin-dependent protein kinase II beta (gene CAMK2B). Gene Ontology annotation, cellular component: neuron projection; cytoplasm. Lineage: Eukaryota; Metazoa; Chordata; Mammalia; Dermoptera; Cynocephalidae. The transcript has 19 exons. Bases 320 to 1486 code for a protein of 388 amino acids. Gene Ontology annotation, biological process: protein phosphorylation. Gene Ontology annotation, molecular function: calmodulin binding; calcium/calmodulin-dependent protein kinase activity; ATP binding. The record is from RefSeq and is a predicted model, not a curated record.
GGCUUUCUCUGUGGUCCGACGCUGUGUCAAGCUCUGCACCGGCCAUGAGUAUGCAGCCAAGAUCAUCAACACCAAGAAGCUGUCGGCCAGAGAUCACCAGAAGCUGGAGAGAGAGGCUCGGAUCUGCCGCCUUCUGAAACACUCCAACAUUGUGCGUCUCCAUGACAGCAUCUCCGAGGAGGGCUUCCACUACCUGGUCUUCGAUCUGGUUACUGGUGGGGAGCUCUUUGAAGACAUCGUGGCCAGAGAGUACUACAGUGAGGCUGAUGCCAGUCACUGCAUCCAGCAGAUCCUGGAGGCCGUUCUCCAUUGUCACCAAAUGGGGGUCGUCCACAGAGAUCUCAAGCCGGAGAACCUGCUCCUGGCCAGCAAGUGCAAGGGUGCUGCGGUGAAGCUGGCAGACUUUGGCCUGGCUAUCGAGGUGCAGGGGGACCAGCAGGCAUGGUUUGGGUUCGCAGGCACACCGGGCUACCUGUCCCCUGAGGUUCUUCGCAAAGAGGCCUAUGGCAAGCCCGUGGACAUCUGGGCAUGUGGGGUGAUCCUGUACAUCCUGCUGGUGGGGUACCCGCCCUUCUGGGACGAGGACCAGCAUAAGCUGUAUCAGCAGAUUAAGGCUGGAGCCUAUGACUUCCCAUCCCCUGAGUGGGACACUGUCACUCCUGAAGCCAAAAACCUCAUCAACCAGAUGUUGACCAUCAACCCUGCCAAGCGCAUCACGGCCCACGAGGCCCUGAAGCACCCGUGGGUCUGCCAACGUUCCACGGUGGCCUCCAUGAUGCACAGACAGGAGACAGUGGAGUGUCUGAAAAAGUUCAAUGCCAGGAGGAAGCUCAAGGGGGCCAUCCUCACCACCAUGCUGGCCACACGGAAUUUCUCAGCCAAGAGUUUGCUCAACAAGAAAGCAGACGGAGUCAAGCCCCAGACGAAUAGCACCAAAAACAGUGCGGCAGUCACCAGCCCCAAAGGGACGCUUCCUCCUGCCGCCCUGGAGCCUCAAACCACCGUUAUCCAUAACCCCGUGGACGGGAUUAAGGAGUCUUCCGACAGCACCAACACCACCAUAGAGGACGAAGACGCUAAAGCCCGGAAGCAGGAGAUCAUCAAGACCACGGAGCAGCUCAUUGAGGCAGUCAACAACGGCGACUUUGAGGCCUACGCGAAAAUCUGCGACCCAGGCCUGACCUCAUUUGAGCCUGAAGCUCUGGGCAACCUGGUGGAAGGGAUGGACUUCCACAGGUUCUACUUCGAGAACCUGCUGGCCAAGAACAGCAAGCCAAUCCACACGACCAUCCUGAACCCCCACGUGCACGUCAUCGGCGAGGACGCGGCCUGCAUCGCCUACAUCCGGCUCACACAGUACAUUGACGGGCAGGGCCGGCCCCGCACCAGCCAGUCCGAAGAGACCCGCGUGUGGCACCGCCGUGACGGCAAGUGGCAGAAUGUGCACUUCCACUGCUCGGGUGCACCCGUGGCCCCGCUGCAGUGAAGAGCUGCGGCCUGGUUUCAUGGAUGGAGUUGGCGUUUGGAGCCCGGUCGCCCUGGGGCGCACGGCCCACCUGUCGCAUGUUUGUGUCUGCCUCGUCCCCUCCCCUGGUGCCUGUGUCUGCAGAAAAACAAGACCAGAUGUGAUUUGUUUUUAAAAACAAGAUGACGACGACAACCACAAAAAAAAUUGACAUCGGAUGAAAUGGAAAAAAAAAAAAAAAACUAAAGAAAGGAAAAAGCUAUAAAAAUCAUUGGCAUUUGUGGGGCCGCCCCACCCAAGCUCCACGUGUGUCCGUCUACACUCCCAGCCUCAGGGGCCCAGCUGGGGCAUGAUGGUGUCCUCCAGGCCUGUCCUGCGUGCUGGGCGGUGUUAGUUUGUAGGUAACGCACACCCCAACCUCAGGCGUCUGCAUCUUCCCGCCAACGCAUGGGCUCCAUGUGGUGCGCUCGCCGUGGCUGUCGUGACAUCAGGUGUCUUGGGAGGACUCUGGGGCUGUCGGGCUGCCUCCCCUCCUGCUAGCCGUGCCUGAGCGUUGCUGUUGUUCCUGCUUCCUCCUUCCUUCCAUCCCCGUGAAGGGCUGGGUGUGGGCUCCCCCACUCCCAAUGUCCCCGUGCACCCCACAGAGAUGGCCUGCAGCAGAGCCCAGGCCAGCCCCUCGCCUCGGCCGGAGGAGAUGGGGGCACUGCCCCUCAGGCCGUCAGAGAAGCCCAUGGGCUCAGGCCUCCAGCUCUGGUCUUUCUGGGGGAGCAAGGUGCAGAGAGGGUCAUGCCUGGCAGGAGACGGCUGAGGACGCCGUGGCUGCAGCUCUGACACAACCACCAUGGAGGGGGACUGGCCUCCCUGCUAUUGGAGGCUCCUGUCCCUUCUCUGCUGGCCAGUGGCAGAUGUGGCAGCUCCAAACCCUGUUUUUCCCCCACCUCCACCCGGCAGCCCUCCCCUUGGCCUGUAUGGCCUCUCCCCAUGCAGCUGGGAGCAGACUUCACAAAAGACUGUGGGCCCCGAGUCCCUAAGUCCCCACUGAAGCUGAGGGAAGUUUGCCUGCUGCUGGAGUUCAGGGAAGCGGGGGCUCGGGGCUUGGUCAGGUGAUGCAGCAAGUGCCAGAGAGGGGUCAGAGGUGGUGGCUGCCGGGCUCCUGGGCUGAGGUGGGGGUACUGGCAGGUGUUUGCUGAGGAAAAGUGCUUUGGAGUCUGGGCCUAGAGCGAGAGCCACAGUGGAGUCUGCCCCACGGGGCCAUGGGGGCGUGGGGAGACAGGGCUGCCCGAGCUCGCCCAAGCCCACUCCCCGCCCUAGGUCUUGGCGGGGCUACAGUGUAUGAUGGUGCCUUCCAGGUGGCCCAGGGGCACAGCUGAGGAGGGAAGGCAGGCUGGGGGCCCAGGACACCAGAGGAUGGAAGGAAGGUCCUGCGGGGACAGUGGUGCUGCCUCUAGGCGCUGGCCUCAGGCUCCCACAGUUGAGGGUGCCGUCAGGAGCCUUGACUGCAGAGGCUGGGGGCUCCCAGCCUGAGGCCUGCCCACCUUCAAUUCAUGUUGUUUUCAAUAAGGAUUUUCUUUAUCUUCCCCCAAAAAUCAAGCCAAGGGAGGGGCAGGGAGUGGAGAGCAGGACACAGGAUCCUAAACUCUGAGGGGACUGUCCACCAAUGGACACUCAGAGUGGACGCUACCUUCCGUCCACACCGUGCCCAGGACAGCUGUCCCCACCCAUGGACACAGGGUAACAUCGCCAGGCUCUGUGCCAUGGACAGCGUGCAGCCUGCGGUGGCCACCCUGGCGUCCUGGGCCUCCUCCCGCCUCUUCUGCUCACCUUGUUAUCUCCACGGAGCUGCCUAUCUGGGAUAAUUUGGGAAUUUUUUUUCUGGGGGAUAAUUCUUUUGCAUGACCCCUCAAGAGUAAGCCACGCCCACUCUGCUAGCUAGGUGUACGCAGUGUGGUGGCAUCCGCCACCUGGCCAGCACCACAGGGCGUCGGCUGCCCACAGUGCUGGCCGGCCUUCCCUCUUCUCUCUUUUUGCUGAGUUUCAUUGUCUUUUCUUUCUGAGCCUUGUAAGUGUACAAAAAUUAUUAUUUU